CCCUCCCUCUGGCUGUUCCCCGUCUGAGGCAGGGCUCCAGUAGCUAUGGCGGCUGUGACUGAUGUACAGCGGCUACAGGCCCGUGUGGAGGAGCUGGACCGCUGGGUGUACGGGUCGGGCGGGUCGCGCGGCUCGCGAAAGGUGGCUGAUAGUCUGGUCAAGGUGCAGGUUGCUUUGGGGAACAUCGCCAGCAAGAGAGAGAGAGUGAAGAUUCUGUAUAAAAAGAUUGAAGACCUGAUCAAAUACCUGGAUCCUGAGUACAUUGACCGCAUUGCCAUGCCUGAUGCCUCUAAGCUGCAGUUCAUUUUAGCAGAGGAGCAGUUUAUCCUCUCCCAGGUUGCACUCCUGGAGCAGGUGGAGGCUUUGGUGCCUAUACUGGACAGCACUCAGAUCAAAGCCGUUCCUGAGCAUGCUGCCUGCCUGCAACGCUUGGCCCAGAUCCACAUCCAGCAGCAGGACCAGUGUAUGGAGAUCACUGAGGAGUCCAAGGCUCUCCUGGAGGAAUACAACAAGACUACAAUGCUUCUCUCCAAGCAAUUUGUGCAGUGGGAUGAGCUACUUUGCCAGCUAGAGGCCGCCAAGCAAGUGAAGCCAGCAGAGGAGUGAUGGCUACUCCCCAUCUCACAGUGGGCUAGGGCGGCCAGGCUCUAGGGCUGUGUGCCAACCUGCAGAGGAAGCUCUCAAUUUUUUGGAUUGAUAGCCUACCAGUCUGCACUCAGGUGGGGCUCUGAGGUUAGAGGUUUGGCUAUUUGAAGUUUGCUGUUUGCACUCCCUCCCUUUAUCAGUGUCCUAUUGUAGUCACAAUAAAUUGUAGAGAUCACUGGA
Molecule: messenger RNA, 825 nt
Organism: Manis pentadactyla (Chinese pangolin)
Lineage: Eukaryota; Metazoa; Chordata; Mammalia; Pholidota; Manidae
Gene: DCTN3
Product: dynactin subunit 3
Exons: 7
Coding region: 46-606 (186 amino acids)
Biological process (GO): cytoskeleton-dependent cytokinesis
Cellular component (GO): dynactin complex
Source: RefSeq, a predicted model, not a curated record